GAAAUGUAAUGUACGUAGAAAUAACCGGGUAAAUUUAAUGUCUCAACGGGUUUUUUAACCACACAACCAUGACAACCAUUAGUAAAUAGACGAUGAAAGUUUUUCUGAGUUAACUAACAGUUUUCUAAUUAUGUGUUUUUCUGUACGUUUGCGUAGUUUCUUGUGUGGGUGUCCGUCGGGAAAUUUAAAGACAGUAAUGAUACAUUGGUAGCGUUAGUUGACACAAUGCAACGUGGAAAGAGUGUGAAAAUAAAAGAAGUGAUUGAAUCGCUUUGUAAGCUUCUUUCUGAACUGGGAGUGGAUUCCGUCCCCGGUACAGACACCUUCAGACGGGCGAAAUUUAAUAAAGGAGACGCGGUGGAAGACCUGUGGAGGCUGCUGUAUAGCCUGCUCUCCAAAGCCGUGCGGUGGGAGUGCGCAUGUCAAACUACGCAGGAGCAUGACGUGGACGCCCGGGCCAGGCUGGUGUGCGGCGUCCUGUGGCGGUUCGGCUACGGGGCCCCCUGGCUGGCGCCGGCGCGGACGCGGGGCGAGGGCGCUCGGGCGGAGGAGGCGGGGAGCCGAGACCUCCUGCUGGCCCUGGGGUGGGCCCUCUCCUCCGGGAGCCUGCUGGAGAGCCUGCUGGGAGAACGGGCCGCGGGGACCCUGACCACGCUGCCGGGGGUCCCCGACUGUAGGCCCAGAGUGGAGCCUCCUGCUGGGGCUGGGCGAGGAGCGGGGCAGCGUGGGGGGGGCCUGACGGGGCAGGGGGUGGGGCCGGGGCCAGGGGAGUGGGAGGGGGGCCUGAGGAGGCUGCAGUGGGAGCAGGGGAAACUCCGGCUGCUGUGGCGGGGUCUUCAGGCGGCAUGGGCCGAGAGAGCCAGGCUCCUGCAUCAGGUCCUGUCCGCCACCAGUGGCCCGUUGGACACACACCCUGCCACAAGCUGUACCGGACACAACAAGGAGUUGGAGCGGUUGCAGACAGACAUUCAGGUGCUGGAGAUAUACCUGGAAUGGAAGCAGAUGGAGCCCCUCUUUUGGUGCUGGAUGGACAGCGUGAUUGACACAGAGCUGGCCGAACCCUCCCCACCAUCGCACAGGGGUGCUGUUGCUAUGGCGCUGAAGAGUGCGGUCGUCAAGGGGGCCCGUUGCCAAGGUGACGGCGGGAGAAGGGGCACGGACGAGCUGAGUGAGACGCUGCUGAUGCUGCAGGUUCAACUGAAAGCGUGGCGGGCGGAGCUGGCAGGCCACGCCUCCCCAUCGGAGAACGUGAUUGCCAGCUCAGAGAAGGCAAAGAUUCAGGAGAGGGUGAAACUCAGACUGCGUGGCCUGACCGAGGCCUACGCCGCCCCCCGGCCCACGUGCAGGCGGUACAGGCUGCGCCCUCAGGAGCACCCCGCCCACCGGCCUCACAGGCCCACGAAACACUGCCCCUCGCAGGCAGGGCAGCCAAUCGAGGCCCAGGCUUCUCGCCUCAUUGAGGAACUGCGGGAGGAAGAGGCGGGCCUGCGACAGGAAGUGGAGCGACUGAGGCGGGGCCAGAGGGAGGAGCUUCAGGAGCUUGCCAGCAGGCUGGAGGGCGUGGUUCUCAUUCCGCCCCUGAAGAGAUGAGCGUUUUUCAUUCAGACUGAGAAAUAAACUUAAUGUUGCCUGUUA
Molecule: messenger RNA, 1635 nt
Organism: Anguilla anguilla (European eel)
Lineage: Eukaryota; Metazoa; Chordata; Actinopteri; Anguilliformes; Anguillidae
Gene: tedc1
Product: tubulin epsilon and delta complex 1
Exons: 8
Coding region: 226-1590 (454 amino acids)
Source: RefSeq, a predicted model, not a curated record